UGAGGAGCUGAACUCCGGGCUCUGAAUGGGCACAGAGGACCUCUCCUAGGCUGCUGUCAGCAGGAGAACGGGCAGCCGGAGCUCAGGGGUGUCGCGGCUUGAAAAGAUGCGAUAGAAACGUUGAGGAAGUCAUUAAAAGGCAAUGCCAUGUCUGUGUAAAGGACACGGGUAAGCUUUUCUAGGAACUCUGGCUGCCUUCAGACCUGGGCAGUGCUUGGCACAGCAGGACAUCCACCAAACACCACAUCUAGUGCUGUGUCUGCCCACAUAGCAUGGCUGAUAUGCAACUCUUUGGGUGACCAGUGUAUUCCUCCUUAUUGAAACGCUGCAAGAGGAGCACUCCCAAGAGGCUUGCUUGCUACCAUCAGAAAGAUGAAAAGAGACUCUGGCUAUCCCACCAUGGCUGAGCAGCAGAAGCAGGAAGAGAAGCUCUUGGAUGCCAUGAAGGUCACUGCCUGUGUCCUCGGAGCAGGCCUGCUCCUAUUCACUGCCUUAGAGAACUCUGCUUGCUAUGUGCAGAAUAUGUGGGAUACUUUGGGCCAUUUCUGGCAAACAACGUGGCUAAAGCUCUACUACCUGCUUGAGGGAAAGGAGUCGACACUCUUCCUCCUUGGGGCUGCAUUGGUGCCUUGCCUUGCUUUCUGGUGCUUCAAUGGAAUCCUUAUGGUGGCUGAUGUAACAGGAAAGCCAACUUUCAUUACUCGCUAUCGCAUUCAGCUGGGCAAGAAUGAUCCUGUGGACCCAAAGAAAUUGCGCCAAGCCAUCUACACAGCGCUGUGCAAUCAGUUCUUUAUCUCCUUGCCCAUGCUUCUGCCCAUGUUCUACAUCAUGAAAUGGUGGGCCAACACCUUCAGCAAGGAGUUACCCACCUUCCGCUGGUUCCUUGUGGAGAUGAGCAUCUUUACCAUAGUAGAGGAAAUUCUCUUCUAUUAUACACACAGGCUUGUUCACCUCCCACUCCUGUACAAGCACGUUCACAAGAAGCACCACGAAUGGACAGCCCCCAUCGGCGUGGUCUCCGUUUAUGCUCACCCAGUAGAGCACAUACUAUCCAACAUGCUGCCUGCCAUGACUGGCCCCAUGCUCAUGGGCUCUCACAUUGUUUCCAUCGCAGUGUGGUUCUCCCUCGCUCUGGUAACAACGAGCAUUUCACACUGCGGAUACCACCUGCCCUUCCUGCCGUCACCGGAGUUCCACGACUUCCACCACCUCAAGUUCAACCAGUGCUACGGAGUCCUGGGAGUGCUGGAUUACCUGCACGGAACAGACACAGUGUUCAGGCAGACCAAAGCCUACCAGAGACACAGGGUCCUGCUCAGCCUCACGCCGCUCUCCCAGAGCAUCCCCGAGGCACCCAGGAGGGCAGAGUGAGCCAAGGCAGCAGCCCCACAGACAAUGAUUUACACCAAAUAGUAUUUGAGUUGGGAAACAAGUUAUUGUUCACACAUAGCAGAGCCCGAAGCUGAACAUAAACACGCUACUUGAGAUGACUGCACUUCUGCUGCUGUUAUUUUCUACCCAAGGCACAAACCACUGCUCUAGGAAGCUAUUUUUAGGCAAAGUUUAUAGAGUUUUUCCUUAAUGACUUGCACUGUUGCUUGGUUCUAGCUGCCUGCGCCAGGGCAAUGUGUUCUGGGCCACAUGGGGAGCUCCUGGGGAGCUCUCUUUGUGAAGGUUUUAACACUUCAGUUUGCACAGGCUGUGCUUUGGCCUCUUUCAGCAGCAUUCCAUAGAACAACCAACAAGAUCAUGGUAAAUACAAGGGAUUAAACCCGCUAUUCUGAGACUCAGGCUGCCUGGGAUGUGGGAUGCAACCCCAUGGGAAGUCAUGAGGCUUUAGAAACACUCUCCCCUGCACAUGCGAAGGUCUGACUUCCCCUGAGCAGUGUUUCUUCGUGCCGGGUCUGAAUGAAGGGCUGUCACGUCCUCAUCUUUACUCCACAAACCAACACCUGCAAACAGUGAGUUUCCCCUCACGGGACACGGAAGGAGAGCCGGGAGGCGAUGUGCUACAUGGCAGGAGCCUCCUCCCGAGCCCCAACUCACUCCCCGCACAAAGGAGGCACAACCCAAAUCUGUACAAACUACGGAAAGAGACUUGCCAAGGGGAGAAGAUUCCAACUGCCCCGAGUUGUGUGGAGAGCAGUGAAACCCUGAGGAAGGACGCGACAGAACACACCUUCGUGCACAUCAGUUUGUAUCUACACAACUGAGAUGCUGCCAAUUCUCUCCAGGAUCUUUUCAAGCCUCCAUCCUUGGACAGCAGUGAUGCAUCUCUCACCAUCCUCAGACCAGGCCCCGCAGGGGCUCACCCCCCCCAGCUCAGCAGAACACACCGCUCAGGCUCCGUUGUCUUUUGAAGUUUUUAUUUUUAUACAUUUUUUUUUGUAUUAAAAAGGAAAAAGCAUAAUUACCACAAAUUACAAAGGACUAAAGCAUUACUAGAAUAAUGAAUCACAUCAGCCUAGAAAGCAGAUACUCUGAAUAAUAUUAAUGUUAUAAUACAAGCUCUCAUUCAAGUAUUUUACAUUUUUUUUUUUCCUCUUUUCCUUUUAUAUGUGAUGAUGAUCCUAGCACAUGGGUCAAAGAUUAUGUACUAUCGACAGAAGAUGGAUCAUGUACAGCGGGCCAUAUUAACAAGAUUUUUUCCUCCCAAGUGA
Strigops habroptila (Kakapo) is the source of this 2660-nucleotide messenger RNA. RefSeq names its product fatty acid hydroxylase domain containing 2 (gene FAXDC2). The transcript is spliced from 10 exons. Gene Ontology annotation, biological process: sterol biosynthetic process. Bases 373 to 1371 code for a protein of 332 amino acids. The record is from RefSeq and is a predicted model, not a curated record. Gene Ontology annotation, molecular function: C-4 methylsterol oxidase activity; iron ion binding. Lineage: Eukaryota; Metazoa; Chordata; Aves; Psittaciformes; Psittacidae.